UUGCUUAGCGCAGUGCGAGGGUGUGUUAUGCUAGUAGCAUCACACCAUAAUUUCAUCAUUUUUUUCGAACUAAUUUCGAAUCAGUGACAUAUCUGACACAACAUUGUUCAUGCUUUUGUUUUGCAAACCUGUUUGCGGACGCUGUUGCUGUUUCUUGUAGAAAUACUGACAGUAUUGACAGGAACAAUGUCAGAAGUAGAAGAUAAGUUUCAGGGGAGUAAAUCCAGUGAGGAGUCGACAGAUGAUUCAGAGGAGGAAGAUAGCGAGGAGGAGCCUAAGCUGAAGUAUGAGAGACUGACCAAUGGGGUGACGGAGAUCCUGCAGAAGGAUGCGGCCAGCUGCAUGACGGUCCAUGAUAAGUUUCUGGCGCUGGGCACUCACUUCGGAAAGGUGUACUUGCUGGACAUUCAAGGAAACGUCACUCAGAAGUUUGAGAUUAGUCAGGUGAAGAUCAAUCAGAUCAGUCUGGACGAGAGCGGGGAGCAUGUUGGGAUCUGCUCAGAAGAUGGCAAGGUGCAAGUUGUUGGUCUUUAUACACGUGAAGGUUUCCAUGACAACUUUGACUGUCCAGUAAAGGUGGUGGCUCUCCAUCCUCAGUUCAGCAAAUCCAACAACAAGCAGUUUGUCACCGGGGGCAACAAGCUGCUCCUGUAUGAGCGUAAUUGGCUUAACCGCUGGAAGACGUGUGUGCUGCACGAGGGGGAGGGCACCAUCACCAACAUCAAGUGGAGGGCCAACCUCAUCGCCUGGGCCAACAAUGUGGGAGUGAAGAUCUAUGACAUCAGCACUAAGCAGCGCAUCACUAACGUCCUGCGUGACAACGCCAGCCUCAGGCCCGACAUGUACCCCUGCAGCCUCUGCUGGAAGGACAACGCCACCCUCAUCAUCGGAUGGGGCUCCUCCGUCAAGAUAUGUGCUGUGAAGGAGAGAGACCCCACUGAGAUGCGGGACCUACCCAGCCGCUACGUGGAGAUUGUGUCUGCGUUUGAGACGGAGUUCUUCAUCAGUGGCCUGGCCCCCCUGGCAGAUCAGCUGGUGACCCUGUACUACGUCAAGGAGAACUCUGAACACAUGGAUGAGGAGUUCCGUGCGCGGCCACGCCUUGACAUCAUCCAGCCAUUACCUGAGACCUGUGAGGAGAUCUCGUCUGACGCUCUCACCGUCCGCAACUUCCAGGACAACGAGUGCAGAGACUAUCGGCUAGAGCACUCCGAGGGGGAGUCGUUGUUCUACAUCAUCAGCCCCAAAGACAUCGUGGUGGCCAAGGAACGCGACCAGGACGACCACAUCGACUGGCUCCUGGACAAGAAGAAGUACGAGGAAGCGCUAAUGGCAGCCGAGAUCAGCUUUAAGAACAUCAAGCGACAUGACGUACAGAAAAUUGGGAUGGCAUACAUCAAUCACCUGGUGGAAAAAGGAGACUAUGACACAGCCGCCAGGAAGUGCCAGAAGGUCUUGGGGAAGAACAUGGAACUGUGGGAGAACGAGGUCUACCGCUUCAAAACCAUUGGCCAGCUGAAGGCCAUCAGCCAGUACCUACCUAGAGGUGAUCUGCGGCUGAGGCCAGCCAUCUACGAGAUGAUCCUGCACGAGUUCCUCAAGACUGAUUAUGAGGGCUUUGCCACGCUCAUUAGAGAGUGGCCCGGGGAGCUGUACAACAACAUGACUAUCGUGCAGGCAGUCAACGACCACCUAAAAAAGGACCCCAGCAACAGCACCCUGCUGAAGACCCUGGCUGAACUGUACACGUAUGACCAGAGGUACGACCGUGCCCUGGAGAUCUACCUGCGGCUGAGGCACAAAGACGUAUACGAGCUCAUCCACAAGCACAACCUCUUCUCCUCCAUCGAGGACAAGAUCGUGCUGCUCAUGGACUUUGAUAAAGAGAAAGCUGUUGACAUGUUGCUGGAUAACGAAGACAAAAUAUCGACGGACAGAGUCGUGGAGGAAUUGAAAGACAGACCGGAGCUGCUGCACGUCUACCUGCAUAAGCUCUUCAAGAGGGACCAUCAUAAGGGUCAGCGUUUCCAUGAGCGGCAGAUCAGCCUGUAUGCCGAGUACGACAGGCCCAACUUACUGCCCUUCCUCAGGGACAGUACACACUGCCCAUUGGAGAAGGCACUUGAGAUUUGUCAGCAGAGGAACUUCGUUGAAGAGACAGUGUUUCUCCUGAGUCGGAUGGGUAACUGCAGGCAGGCUCUGCAGAUGAUAAUGGAGGAGCUGGGCGAUGUGGACAAGGCCAUAGAGUUCGCUAAGGAGCAAGACGACGCUGAGCUGUGGGAGGACCUCAUCUCCUAUUCCAUUGACAAGCCACCCUUCAUCACGGGCCUGCUGAACAACAUCGGCACACAUGUGGACCCCAUCCUGCUCAUCCACCGCAUCAAGGAGGGCAUGGAGAUCCCCAACCUCAGAGACUCGCUGGUCAAGAUCCUACAAGACUACAACCUGCAGAUCCUGCUGAGAGAAGGCUGUAAGAAGAUCCUGGUGUCGGACUCCCUCUCCUUGCUACAGAAGAUGCACAGGACACAGAGCAGAGGAGUCAGAGUAGACGAGGAAAACAUCUGUGAAUCCUGCCAUACCACCAUUUUACCAUCGGAUACUGCACAGCCCUUCAGCGUGGUAGUGUUCCACUGCAGACACAUGUUCCACAAGGAGUGCCUACCCUCUGGACCAAUUGCAGGGGUGCCGUUUUGUAACAUCUGCAGUGCUAAGAGGAGGGGUCCAGGCAGUGGAAUUCUGGAGAUGAAAAAAUAAGACUGAUGAUGUUGAUGACACCAACACGCACACAUUACACCCGACCGACACACCCAUGAAUGCUCCUCUUGGGACAGGCUGGAUUCACUGCAGCGAAAACGCCUAUGCUCAUCAUCUCGCACCGCACAUGGAGUCUAAAUUUUAAAGAGAUCUCUGGGGUGAUUUUUGUUGUUCAGUGAAAGGCAUAUUGUUUGGAUGUGCUAGGUCCUGUUUUUUUCCCUGCCCUGCUGAAAGUACUUAGCAGUGUGAUGCAGAAUGAGGUUUGUGUACUUUUUUUUUGGCCUCAAUGAUAUGCCAAGCUUAGUAUUAACAGACUUGAUUUUUUUGUGCACUUAUUUGGUAUCUUUACCUCCAGGAGACCAAUUACUUGCAGCUGUUUUUGUGUUUGUGAAUAUAACAAUGCUAACAUCUUUUUCAUGUAAUAUAAAUGUUGAUUAUUACAGCUUUUCUGCACUACACUGUCUGCAUUGAAUGGUGUGCUACAUUGCAUUUGGCAUGCCAUGUCACUUAUUUACUUAAAUUAUGGCAAGGAACCGUGUUCUUGAAGCAUUAUCAAAUCAAGAUUAUGCAGGCAUGAAGAAAAACUUCCAAAAAGCUUGAAUCCAAUAGGAAUUAUAAUGCCUUGGGAACGGACCCAAAUAAAACACCAAAAUAUACAGUA
Engraulis encrasicolus (European anchovy) is the source of this 3415-nucleotide messenger RNA. It is a transcript of the gene vps41, whose product is annotated as VPS41 subunit of HOPS complex. Lineage: Eukaryota; Metazoa; Chordata; Actinopteri; Clupeiformes; Engraulidae. The transcript has 29 exons. Gene Ontology annotation, molecular function: protein binding. The coding region runs from base 187 to 2754 and encodes 855 amino acids. Gene Ontology annotation, biological process: protein targeting to vacuole; macroautophagy; vesicle-mediated transport. The record is from RefSeq and is a predicted model, not a curated record. Gene Ontology annotation, cellular component: HOPS complex; late endosome.